This is a messenger RNA of Apaloderma vittatum (bar-tailed trogon), 738 nucleotides long. RefSeq names its product NADH dehydrogenase (ubiquinone) Fe-S protein 3, 30kDa (NADH-coenzyme Q reductase) (gene NDUFS3). The annotation marks the transcript as partial. Lineage: Eukaryota; Metazoa; Chordata; Aves; Trogoniformes; Trogonidae. The record is from RefSeq and is a predicted model, not a curated record. The transcript is spliced from 5 exons. Gene Ontology annotation, molecular function: NADH dehydrogenase (ubiquinone) activity.
CUACCGUCAGACCAAAAAAUGAAGUAGAACAGAAGCAGCUAUGUGCCUUUGGGGAGUACGUGGCUGAGAUUCUGCCUAAGUAUAUCCAGCAAGCGCAGGUGACCUGUUUCAAUGAGCUGGAACUGUUGAUCCAUCCCGAUGGGAUCAUUCCAGUUCUGACCUUCCUUCGAGAUCACACUAACGCACAGUUCAAAUCCUUGGCUGACCUGACUGCUGUUGAUGUCCCGUCUCGGCAAUACCGCUUCGAGAUUGUGUACAAUCUCCUGUCUCUGCGGUUCAACAGUCGGAUCCGUGUGAAGACGUACACCGACGAGCUGACCCCUGUCGAUUCAGCGGUGUCUGUGCACAAGGCAGCAAACUGGUAUGAGAGAGAGGUUUGGGACAUGUUUGGUGUUUUCUUUGCCAACCACCCCGAUCUAAGGCGAAUCCUCACGGACUAUGGGUUUGAGGGCCAUCCCUUCCGAAAGGACUUUCCGCUCUCUGGUUACGUGGAGGUGCGGUAUGAUGACGAAGUGAAACGGGUCGUGGCGGAACCCGUGGAGCUAUCUCAGGAAUUUCGCAAGUUUGAUCUGAAUAGUCCUUGGGAGGCGUUUCCAGCCUAUCGUGCAGCUCCAGAACCCCUGAAAAUAGAAGCAGGAGCCAAGAAAGAAGAUGCAAAAUAGCAGCAGAACGGAGUGGAUGCGCAGUGCUAACCUUUCUGUUCUAACAGUAUUUAUAAUAAUAAAAAUUGGUAUGAGA